UAAGAUGGAUCUAAGGUAAGUCCACAAUUAUCUGAAGGUUGGAGGUCAGGAAAUAGCUCUUAUUGCCCAUACAAAGAUGACUGUGAUAUUAAAUAGCUAAAUUAAGGCUAAUUCCUUCCUUAAGACUGAAAGUGCCUCACCAUGGUUAUAAAUUAUCAAUGUAUACCUGUCUCUGUAGAAUAGUUCAAAUUCACCGGGAAGAUGAUCAAUUCUUCUUAGGAAUCUUUAGUUCAAUAGCUUAUUUUCAUGUAUAGGAACCUCUCGAGAUCAGGUAAAAAUGAUAGAUCUGGAAUUAUUAAGCUAGCCCAGAAAGUUAAGUCCAAAAUUAGAAGAAUUCAUAGUAAAAAACCUAAGGAUAAGCUUUCUGAAAGAAAUUUCGAGGAAAUUAAAUCAGAAACCGACUCUUUGACGACUAAAAGAUGGGAAACGCAGCCCUCUAGUUCAGGAAGGGCUAGUUUUGGUAUUGUUAGUAGUAAUAGAGAAGUAAAUCCUCAGAAUGCUAAACCAGUCAAAAAGCGAAGGAGGAGAGCUGAUAGAGUGCCUAACCAGAUCCUCUCCCAUAGAUUUGUGAUAGACUUCGAGGAUCUUCAAACUCAUGAAAAUAAGUGAAAUGAUAGAUCCCUUGUUGCUCUAAAAAUCCCAAGUGGGCGUAACUCCAAUGUUAAACCAACUUUAUCAAAUUCUCAGCUGGUAGAUUUCACGAGUUCAUUUGAUAUUAAGACUAAUUCAGAGUUAAGAACUCCAGAUCAGCAUUGCCAGAAAGGAAGUCUUCCAUCGACUUCAACUGUUGGUUCAGGCUUCAAGAGGAAGCACAAGUUGAUGACACCAGUGAAAAGGGAUCGGAAAGAAAUCCCUAAGCUUGCAAACCAGACUGAAUCUAUUCAUUUCACCACUUCUAAGUUAUGUCGAGAUCAUACCAUUCCACUUUCUGGAAGGAAGAAUAUUUGAAUAAAAACGAAUUUGGAAGAAGAUGCUGCUCAAAGUGGAAAUCAACGAAAGCCACAAGCAAAGAGCUUCGUCUCCCAGCCAUUAACUGCCAAGAAAAAGCCUGUUGUGCACAGUAUUCUCAAGAAGUUCACCCCAAUAAAACCUCAGGAGAAGAUAGGGACUAGUUUUGUGAAGACUCCUAGACAAGAGAUAACUUCUUCGACUCUCUUGUCUGAGAGAAAGAAAAAGAUAUUUAGUAAGCAAAGAAGUUCAGAAGAGUCCUCGAGUAGGAUAAAGUCCAAGCUUGGUGCUUUGUUCAAGAAAUAUGGCAAUCCUUCUCAUAAUCACUCUAAAUUUCUAUAA
Messenger RNA from Moneuplotes crassus, 1290 nucleotides. The record is from the annotation of a GenBank genome assembly. NCBI's taxonomy places the organism in Eukaryota, Ciliophora, Spirotrichea, Euplotida, Euplotidae.